Messenger RNA from Tetranychus urticae (two-spotted spider mite), 794 nucleotides. Its product is annotated as 40S small subunit processome assembly factor 1. Lineage: Eukaryota; Metazoa; Arthropoda; Arachnida; Trombidiformes; Tetranychidae. The record is from RefSeq and is a predicted model, not a curated record.
AAAAUGCCGCAUUGACUUUUGAACAUGUUUUGAGCUCAAAAUAAUUUAUUUUAUUAAUUUAUUUUUUUAAUUGUGCCUUGUUUACAAUUCCAUGGUCUUGGUUAUUAAGAUACUUUAAGGUGUUAUCGUCCAAUAUUACCCAAGCCUGAGUGAUUUGAUUUUUAUCGUUGUUGGUUAUUAAUUUAAGAUGAAAACUCAAUCUGCAAAACCUAGCAAGCCGGUGGAAGUUGUCAGUUUCUCCAGGCAUAAAAAGUCCAUAUCAAAAGAGGAUGCGAAGAAGAAUCAAGCAGCUAAAAAACGUGAUUAUGAGUCAGAAGUGAAAGAGCAAGAAGUUCAAAUGAAAAAAUUCAGACAUGAUGUCUUCAAGUUUGCCAUUUCUGGUCUAGAUCGAGACAAAAAAGUUGAAGCCAAAGAAGCUCUUCUAGUCAAACUUGGAGCUAAGCCAAAGAAACCAAAAGCUAUAAACUAUCGAGAACUCACACAACAAAGAAUUCAAGAAAAGAAAUUAUCUGACGAGGAAAAGCAGCGCAAUGCGAAAUCCGGCAUAAAAAAACCUGUGAAAUCUAAAAACAAUAAGAAGGAAAAACGAGAUGCAAAUGCUGUCAAAGGAUUUGACUAUCAAGUUGGUAAAUUCAAAGGCGGUGUACUUUAUGUUAAUAAGAAGAACUUUGUUAAGCGUUGAUCAAAUGGAAACAGAACGGUUACUGAGGCACAAUUAAUAAUUUCCCACAAUUCAAAUUGGACUCAAACUAAAUGCGCUGAGUGAACACUAUUAAAAGGUUAUAAACAAACAA